Molecule: messenger RNA, 2519 nt
Organism: Calypte anna (Anna's hummingbird)
Lineage: Eukaryota; Metazoa; Chordata; Aves; Apodiformes; Trochilidae
Gene: COG2
Product: component of oligomeric golgi complex 2
Biological process (GO): Golgi organization; protein transport; intra-Golgi vesicle-mediated transport
Cellular component (GO): COG complex; membrane
Source: RefSeq, a predicted model, not a curated record
AAGCGUUGGUGCCGUGGGUUCUGCCGGAACUUUGGGCCGAACCGAACCGAGGCGGGGCUGGUCAUGGAGGCGAAAAAGAUGAGCCUGCCGCGGGGCCCUGAGAACCUGUGCUUUGAUAAGGAUGAGUUCAUGAAGCCCGAUUUUGAUGUUGAUCACUUUGUAUCAGACUGCAGGAAACGUGUGCAGUUGGAAGAGCUCAGGGAAGAUCUGGAGCUCUAUUACAAACUCCUGAAAACUGCCAUGGUAGAACUCAUAAACAAGGACUAUGCAGAUUUUGUGAAUCUCUCAACAAACCUAGUUGGCAUGGACAAGGCCCUGAAUCAGCUUUCAGUACCCUUGGGACAAUUAAGGGAAGAAGUUAUGAGUCUGAAGUCAUGCAUCAGUGAAGGGAUUCAGGCUGUAGAUGACAGAAUGACCAAACAGGAAGAUAUCAGAAGGAAAAAGAUGUGUGUCCUGAGACUUAUUCAUGUUAUUCAGUCUGUUGAGAAGAUUGAGAAGAUUCUGCAUUCCCAGGGCACUAAAGAAUUGUCCUCAUUAGAGGGAAACAGUCCCACUUUAACUGGACAGGUUUUAGAGAGAAUUGCCACAGAAUUUAAUCAACUCCAGUUUCAUGCAGUACAAAGCAAAGGAAUGCCCCUUUUGGAAAAAGUGAGACCAAGGAUAGCUGGGAUAACAUCCAUGUUGCAGCAGUCUCUGGAAGGGCUGCUCUUGGAAGGCCUCCAAUCUUCCAACGUCGAUAUCAUCCGGCACUUCCGCACUUACGCUACAAUCGACAAAACACGAGAUGCAGAGGCCCUUAGUGGGCAAGCUGUGAAACCUUAUAUAGAUGAGGUGAUUGUGGAACAGUAUGUUCAGUCUCAUCCUAAUGGCCUUCAGGCUAUGUACAACAGGCUGUUGGAGUUUGUUCCUCAUCACUGCCGUCUCUUGAGAGAAGUAACAGGAGGAGCUAUCUCAAGUGAAAAGGCAGACAUUGUGCCUGGCUAUGAUUUCCUGGUGAACUCAGUCUGGCCAGAAAUUGUACGUGGUUUAGAAGAGAAAUUGCCAUCACUGUUCAACCCUGGGAACCCAGAUGUAUUUCAUGAGAAGUACACCACAAGUAUGGAUUUUGUGGGGAAAUUUGAAAGACAGUGUGGCUCCCAGGCCAGUGUCAAACGUUUAAGAUCUCAUCCCUCCUACCACAGCUUUAACAACAAAUGGAAUUUGCCUGUGUAUUUUCAAAUCAGGUUGAGGAAAAUAGCAGGGGCCUUAGAGGAAGCACUUUCAGAUACACUAGAGGAAGCACCAGCUGGCAGCUCAUACUGUCUUUUGGCCACUCACAUGGUCUGGAUGAGUCUUCUGAAGUGUUGGUCAGAUCAGAUGUUUUUACCUUUAUUAGCUCACCGUUUGUGGAAACUCAGCCUGCAGAUCUUGGCACGUUACUCUGUGUUCAUCAGGGAGGUAAGAGAGCACCAUAUUCCCAGUGAGAAUAUGAAGGAAAGCAAAAAAUCUGUGCCUGGUAGUAAAAAGGAAUCUUCUGGAAGCCUCAACCCUGGUGAGGAGCAAGGGAAUGGGUCCUCUCCAGAAAGUCAGCCCCACUGCCUUCUGUACCAGCACCCAGCUGGGUAUGUUGCUGCAGAUCUGGACAAACUCCAGGAUCAGAUUCCUGAAAUCUUAGAGAUGUUAAACCAAAACUUGAAACUGAUUGGCUUCAAGAAUAUAGCUUGCGUUGCAGGAGCUUUGGAAGACCAAAGAUUCUUUAUUCAGCCUGCAUGCCUACCUUUGAAUAACAGGAUUAUCCAGGAGCUCAGUGUCUCCUUCACUUACCUGAAGAGUGCUCUGGAAGUUCCAAGAUUAUACAGGAGAACCAAUAAGGAGGUGCCAACUAAAGCUUCCCCUUAUGUUGAGAGUGCUCUGAAACCCUUCUACAGACUGCAGAAUGAGUACAAAGAUAGAUUGAAGCAGCCCAUGAUUCAGGAGUGGUUGGAAGGUGCCCUCUCUGAAAGCACACAGAAGUAUUAUGAAACUGUAUCCGAUGUGCUAAGUUCUGUCAAGAAAAUGGAAGAGAGCCUAAAAAGAUUGAAGCAAGCCAGAAAAACUGCAGCUUCCAACCCUGUUGGUACAAAUGGGGGCAUGAGUGAUGAUAACAAAAUCCGACUGCAGUUGGCCUUGGAUGUGGAAUAUUUGGAGACAAGUAAGUUAUGAAUACAAAAGAUGGGACUGGAAACAAGCCAGCAUAAAAAAGCUUUUCAGCCCUUUCAGAAGCUGGUUCUGUCUGCCAAGGAUCAGGCAGAGCAAUCCUAGAGAUUUUUGGAAGCAUGUGAUUGAAGAUAAUGGCCCUGAAAGAAAGAGAACUGGACUCUUCUUUACCAAGUAAGUAGCAAUGAAGUGAUUCCUGAUGUCUCUUCAGCAACAAACCAGUGCAAGGUCUGUCCAGACAGGAUUGUUUCACAAAAAAACUUGAGAAUUCACCACAGUUUUCCAUUAUAUGGAAAGCAAUCAAUUUUUAAACUUUCUACUUGAGAAUAAAAGUGGAAGGAAAA